CCUUCUACGCUUGGCAGCUCUUCCUGGCAGCAGGCAGCCAUCUUGCCUGGAGCUUGAGAGAGGGAGGAGACAGUAGGGAAGGGUGACGCCGGUCUCAGGGCCGCCCCGGGGGCCUUGCGAGCCGGAGAGCCGGAGGCAGCCCCUGAGGCGCCCGCGGGCGGACGCGGCGGAAGAGGAGGCCGGGUAAUGGCCGCGGUGUGGCAGCAGGUCUUAGCAGUAGACGCGAGGUACAACGCGUACCGCACACCAACGUUUCCACAGUUUCGGACACAGUAUAUCCGGCGGCGCAGCCAGCUACUGCGGGAGAAUGCCAAGGCUGGGCAUCCCCCAGCACUGCGGCGGCAGUACCUGAGGCUGCGUGGGCAGCUAUUGGGCCAGCGCUACGGGCCCCUCUCGGAGCCAGGCAGUGCUCGUGCCUAUAGCAACAGCAUCGUCCGCAGCAGCCGCACUACUCUCGACCGCAUGGAGGACUUCGAGGAUGAUCCUCGGGCCCUGGGGGCCCGUGGACACCGCCGUUCCGUCAGCCGAGGUUCCUACCAGCUGCAGGCACAGAUGAAUCGUGCCGUCUAUGAGGACAGGCCCCCUGGCAGUGUGGUCCCCACAUCAGCAGCAGAAGCAAGUCGAGCCAUGGCUGGGGACACAUCGCUGAGUGAGAACUACGCCUUUGCGGGCAUGUACCAUGUUUUUGACCAGCACGUGGACGAGGCAGUGCCAAGGGUGCGCUUCGCCAAUGACGACCGGCACCGCCUGGCCUGCUGUUCACUCGAUGGCAGCAUCUCCCUGUGUCAACUGGUGCCCGCUCCACCCACCGUGCUCCGUGUGCUGCGGGGCCACACCCGCGGUGUCUCCGAUUUUGCCUGGUCCCUCUCCAAUGACAUCCUCGUGUCCACCUCACUCGAUGCUACCAUGCGCAUCUGGGCCUCUGACGACGGCCGCUGCAUCCGGGAGAUCCCUGACCCCGAUGGCGCUGAACUCCUCUGCUGCACCUUCCAGCCGGUCAACAACAACCUCACUGUGGUGGGGAAUGCCAAGCAAAACCUGCAUGUCGUCAACAUCUCCACGGGCAAGAAGGUGAAGGGUGGUUCCAGCAAACUGACAGGCCGUGUCCUGGCCCUGUCCUUUGAUGCCCCUGGCCGGCUGCUCUGGGCAGGGGAUGACCGAGGCAGUGUUUUCUCCUUCCUCUUCGACAUGGCCACAGGGAAGCUGACCAAAGCCAAGCGCCUGGUGGUACAUGAGGGCAGCCCUGUGACGAGCAUCUCUGCCCGCUCCUGGGUCAGCCGCGAGGCCCGGGACCCCUCGCUGCUCAUAAAUGCUUGCCUCAACAAGCUGCUGCUCUACAGGGUGGUGGACAACGAGGGGACCCUGCAGCUGAAGAGGAGCUUCCCCAUUGAGCAGAGCUCACACCCUGUGCGCAGCAUCUUCUGCCCCCUCAUGUCCUUCCGCCAGGGCGCCUGUGUGGUGACGGGCAGCGAGGAUAUGUGCGUGCACUUCUUCGACGUGGAGCGGGCAGCCAAGGCUGCAGUGAACAAGCUGCAGGGCCACAGUGCCCCUGUGCUGGAUGUCAGCUUCAACUGCGACGAGAGCCUGCUGGCUUCCAGUGACGCCAGCGGCAUGGUCAUCGUCUGGCGGCGGGAGCAGAAGUAGGAGCCUCCUGGCCCUGCCAUGCCCACCUUCCCACCCAGCCCAUGCUCCAACCUUGUGUUUGUAAAUAAAGUUCCUGUGUUCAUGCCCA
Messenger RNA from Myotis myotis, 1732 nucleotides. RefSeq names its product WD repeat domain 13 (gene WDR13). The record is from RefSeq and is a predicted model, not a curated record. Bases 187 to 1644 code for a protein of 485 amino acids. NCBI's taxonomy places the organism in Eukaryota, Metazoa, Chordata, Mammalia, Chiroptera, Vespertilionidae. The transcript has 10 exons. Gene Ontology annotation, molecular function: promoter-specific chromatin binding; protein binding. Gene Ontology annotation, cellular component: nucleus.